Cucurbita moschata (crookneck pumpkin) is the source of this 911-nucleotide messenger RNA. RefSeq lists its product as uncharacterized. The transcript has 2 exons. Bases 50 to 763 code for a protein of 237 amino acids. The record is from RefSeq and is a predicted model, not a curated record. NCBI's taxonomy places the organism in Eukaryota, Viridiplantae, Streptophyta, Magnoliopsida, Cucurbitales, Cucurbitaceae.
UAUAAUUAAUUAUGGAAUUUCGUAUUUGUCCAGUAAGGUUAGUUCCAACAUGGAUUUGUUCCGCAACGCAAAGGUGGUGCUGCUCCGAAGCCAUACCAAGAAGUAUUUGUUUGCCGACGAGGAUGAGGAGUCCGUUACUCAGAGCCGAAACGGAUGGACCAAGAAUGCGAGAUGGAGCGUUGAGUUUGUUAGGUUCUCUGAUUCAAUAAUCCGGCUCAAGAGCUGCUACGGCAAGUACUUGACGGCAUCGAACCAGCGGUUGUUUCUCGGAAUGACCGGCAUGAAGGUUCUGCAGACUCGUCCAGAGCGGUUGGACUCGUCGCAUGAGUGGGAGCCGAUCAAGGAACACUCGCUUGUGAGACUCAAAACGCAGUACGGUAGUUUCUUGAGAGGCAACGGCGGUGUUCCGCCGUGGCGGAACUCGGUCACUCACGAUGCGCCACAUCGUACCGUUACACAGGAAUGGAUUCUAUGGAAUGUUGAAGUUAUUGAAACCGAGAUUCAAUCCUCCGUUCACAAAACCCUAGCUCAACCCGAACCCGACCUGUAUUCAACAUCAUCUUCAGUUUCAUUUGAAUCUGCACGUCCUUCAACAUCAGAGUCGACUAAUUCUGGAGCCUUGAACACACUACCUAAACCGGAAGGGAGGAGGAUAUUUUACCAGAUUGCUGAUGACGAUGGGAGGAUGAAGAUUCGAAGAGGCAUAUUUUAUCAGACUGCUGAUGACGAGUGGAGGAUGAAGAUUCAAAGAGGCACUCUUUGAUCCAACAACUCAACUUUGAAAGUUGUUUUGGUUUUGAAAUCUUCUAAACGUAAGAAUCUUUGAACCCUUGCAAACCCUUUGAUUUGAAAGGGUUCAAACAGAAUGUAUAGUUUAAACAAUGGCACACUUAUCUCGAUAUAAUAACAAC